AUGAGUGUUUUAUAAUCGUCUUCUGAGCCCAUGUCUAUGGCAGAAUCAAUUGUGCCUUAUGUGUAUGAACAAGGUCCGAUACUUAACAUAGUGAAGAAUGGAGAUGAAUUAGUCAAAAGUUCGCACUUUGAAGAAGCUUAUGAAGUUUACAGCUAGGCACUUCCCUUAAUAUAUUAAAAUUCAAGGCCGGAAGUUAUAGAACCUACAACAGAAGAUGUUCUUUUAGGAUUAGCAAAGUGUGCUUUAACUUUGAAUAAACUCUCCGAGAGCAAGCAUUAUUGUUUUGAGGUAGUGAAUUCUUUGAAUUUCACUAGAUUUUAAAGAGUUAUCCCUAGCAUCCAUAAGCUCUCCUGUAUUUAGGAUUAAUUUACAAAUAAGAGGGCAAUGAAAAGAAAAGCGAAAAAUAUAUGAAAUUAGCUUACAGCUCGAAUUAAGAUACGGAUAUCAAUUCAGAAAAUUAAUUAUUACUUCAAAUCUAUAGAUAAUAUUCUGAUUAAUCCAACAAUUAUUCUUCAGUUUAAAAUAGCAGAGAAUAAAAAGAAUCUACAUAAACUCAAUCAAAUGAUUUGUUGACUCAAAUUGUUGCAUCAACCAUCUUAGGAAGUUUAUCAACCACAGUGAUUAACUGGAAAAGAAGAUACUCUUACACUAAUAUAUUUAUUAGUGCUUGGAAUUCCACUUGCAUCUUUGGAUGUCUAAGGUUGAGUUGCUUCAGAUUAAAAUACCUGUGUUUUGGAGUUUACAUGCUGAGCAUAUUAGCACUAUAUUUAUAUUAAAGAUAUUUUUGA
Molecule: messenger RNA, 788 nt
Organism: Paramecium octaurelia
Lineage: Eukaryota; Ciliophora; Oligohymenophorea; Peniculida; Parameciidae
Source: the annotation of a GenBank genome assembly